GGUGUCGUUAGUAAGGCGAUUGCCAUGCCUUUGACUCGGAUCUUCCGCUCACAAAUCAGAGGGCUCACCCCAUCAUUGCACAAAUUCCAGUACAUUGCUUCUUCGUUGGACACGCGCACACUGUUAUCAAGGAAUAUGUCGUCAGACAAAUCGAAACCGGACUCGGAAUGGCGCACCAUCCUUUCCCCCGAACAGUUCAGGGUGCUCCGUAGAAAAGGUACAGAGGCACAAGGUUCAGGGAUAUACGAUAAGCACAAAGCAGAUGGUGUUUAUGCAUGUGCUGCUUGCGAGACACCCCUAUACAAGAGCACGACCAAGUUCAGUAGUGGAUGUGGUUGGCCCGCAUUCUUUGAUGCCAUUCCUGGGGCUGUGAAUAGACACGAGGAUAAUAGUCUCUUCUUCAUGGCCCGAACCGAGAUCACCUGUGCUGCUUGUGGAGGACACCUUGGCCAUGUUUUCAAGGGCGAGGGAUUCGAUACCCCCACUGACGAACGUCAUUGUGUCAAUUCAAUAUCACUUAGUUUCUCAGAUUCUGGAGGUGACAAACAUUGAGCAACCAAGGAUGCAGCUUAAUCAUGUAUGCACACACGUAUAGUUUGCUAUAUGGUAGCCUGUUCUGCAUUGCUAGCUUGUAUCCUUACGACACUCAUGAAUCAACGCAAUCAUUGUGGCGCUGAGACAGAA
Messenger RNA from Serpula lacrymans var. lacrymans S7.9, 684 nucleotides. RefSeq lists its product as uncharacterized. The record is from RefSeq and is a predicted model, not a curated record. Gene Ontology annotation, biological process: response to oxidative stress; protein repair. Bases 25 to 552 code for a protein of 175 amino acids. The transcript has 4 exons. Lineage: Eukaryota; Fungi; Basidiomycota; Agaricomycetes; Boletales; Serpulaceae. Gene Ontology annotation, molecular function: peptide-methionine (R)-S-oxide reductase activity.